Mycena citricolor is the source of this 522-nucleotide messenger RNA. NCBI's taxonomy places the organism in Eukaryota, Fungi, Basidiomycota, Agaricomycetes, Agaricales, Mycenaceae. The record is from the annotation of a GenBank genome assembly.
GAGAAGUUACCCCAUUUUCUCAGCCCCAACGCCGCGGCGCACCCAAUGUCCUUCACGCCCUGUCACGGUCAAGUGAUCUGUGACGCUCAUGUGACCUCGCUUUGCAAUCUUUCAAGUUCGCUCUCAUACUUCCCACAUCACCAUUGCACAUCAUGCCUGACAUAUGCUGGCUGUCUUCUAUCUCUCUCGCCCAGCAGGUUCUCUUCACAGCGCUCGAAAAUUCCAACUUUACUGUCAAGUUUGACGAACGGCAUAUAUACCCUUCCCCCACCUCGAGCCCAAACUGUUUCAUCUCAGCGGCUCCAGAACAUCUACGCAUAUUUGGUUUCGUCUGCAAGAUUGUUAGACAAGCAGUGCCGGACGACGUUUCGGACUUAUUUAUCCAAAUGAUCUGUCGAGCGUUUGUGAGCGACUACUUUCUCACCGCGCUCUUGAUACGCGCUGGCGUCUAUUCUUGCUCUCCCCGCCUCACGUCACACGUUACCAAAGCCGCAGUCAAGUUUGAAGAGUACUGCCGCCGAC